Messenger RNA from Vigna umbellata (rice bean), 4668 nucleotides. NCBI's taxonomy places the organism in Eukaryota, Viridiplantae, Streptophyta, Magnoliopsida, Fabales, Fabaceae. The record is from RefSeq and is a predicted model, not a curated record.
UGGAGGAGGGGGGCCUGGGCAUCCCCAGUGGGAAAUUUUACAGCUUAGAUGUGACAAAAUCGAAAGAAAUCAAAUGACAUUGACCAAAGAAACAGUCAGACAGCAAUAAUGUUGUCAUAGGAACAAAAUCUGAAACCUUUGCUGCUUGCCAUACAGUGAGGUUUGGUUCAGGAAUUAAUAAGGGCACGAAAGUCUUCACAUGGGUGGUGUUGUUCAUUUAUAAUGAACAAUUGUUUGUUUCUUUUGUUAUGGAAGGAGUUUUUGAUUUUAUAUAUAGAUGUUGUAUCUGUCGUGUGAAGCCAGUGAAAGGGACAGGACACAUGAUUGUUCUUGGUGUCUUUGUAAUGAUCCGAAAUAGUUGAAGAGAGUUACUAUCACUUGUACCAUUCUUGGGUAUCCCUAGUUCCCCCAUCUCCCCAUCCAAAAGGCCACAAAAACAAAGAGAAAAGGGCCAAAAUCCAAUUUAUUUAUUUAUUGGGACAGGCACACCAUAGUUUGCAGCAUUUACCCUUGGGUGCACGUACAACUGACAUUGGCAUUUGGCAUUUGGCAGGCAGCCAUUAUGGCAUGUUCAUGCAUACUGUCCGGAUAUCCAAGCACAACCAAGCUUCAAAUUUUGUUUUGACUCCUUCCUUGCUCCUGUUUUUUAUGCCUCUUGUCUCUGCUACUGCUACCCUCCUUUCUGUUCUGUGUUCUGGUGUGGUGUGGUGUGGUGUGCUUACUCAAUCUGCUUUAGGGUCCCGUUCUGUCGUUUUAAUUCAACUUGGGAAGGAGUUAAAGCUCCUUUGUGCUCGCUGAAAAGGGUAUUUAUACAUGCAAUCUUACAAACUCUCCUGCCAAGAACUUGGAGUAGGGUAAAAUUCAAACAUCCUUUUGGGACCACCAAAUUUAAAGCCCCCUUCGACUAUUACUAUUCACUCCCCACAAACAAAUAAUUUACUAUACUCCACCGCAACCAUUUUUUUUUUCUUUCACUACCAUAUCAUGUGCUUCUCAGCUUAUGGAACAUUACAUUUUUUUAAGGAAAGUGGAGAUGGUGCUGGUGUUGCUGUUGGGGACUUGAGUGCAAACUUUUUAUUAUUAUAUAUGUGCCCAUAAGCAUCAAAGAGUGGUAAGUCAAAAUUAGGCCAUCACACUGUUCCAAUGGGAGCAACGAUGGUUAUUAGAAUUUUAUAGGAGAUUGUUGGUUCUUUUGCAUGUAUGCACGUCACUUUAUUUUUCUUCCCAUCUUUUCACUUUCAGUUUCAGAGAAUGUACAGCGCCUAGGGGAAGAUGAAACACUGUCGAGAUUUGAUGCCAUGCCAUACCUUUCUUUCUUUCUUUCUUUCUUUUUUUUUAUUUUCCCUUCUUUUCAGCUUUCAGCCGUUACAAGGCCUCUUCAUGCCUUUCCCACUCUUGUACUUUCUUUAACUCUUGUCUUCCUUCAAGACAAGUGCAUAUAAGCUGAGUUAUGGUUCUCAGUAAAAACGUGGAACCUGCUUUGCCAUAAACCUUUUAGUUUAUCCCUUGUUGGAAUCUCUCACCUCUUGCUCCUCCAUCUCCACUUUCAGACUUACGUAAGUGAAGCUUCUUUCCUUAUUUUCUUCAGAACUAUUUGGCAAGUUCAAUGAAGGAUCCAGCGGAGGAUCAAGUGAAAUCUAGAAGGGCCCUUCAGAGACCAAAAGACCUUAGAAGAAGAGAUAGAAGAAGAGGCCAAUGCAAGCAAGAUAAAUUACAAGAAACAGGACUUGACUCACAAUUCAUUUCCUCUGCUUGCAAAAGUCUUGUGUUUCCUGCCAGACCUGGCUAUGGCCAGCUGGGGACAAAGUGUCUGGUCAAAGCUAAUCAUUUCCUGGCAGAUAUAUCAGCUUCUGACUUGAGCCAUUACAAUGUUACAAUAACACCUGAAGUCACUUCUCGUAAAACAAGCAAAGCCAUCAUAUCUGAGUUGGUGAGGCUUCACAGGAACACUGACUUGGGGAUGAGGCUUCCUGUUUAUGAUGGAGGAAGAAAUCUCUACACUGCUGGUUUGCUUCCAUUUGCAUACAAAGAGUUCUCCAUAAAAUUGAGCCAGGAUGACGAGGGUACUGGUGGUACCAGGGAAAGAGAAUUUGAAGUGGUGAUAAAGUUUGCAGCUCGUGUCAGCAUGCAUCAAUUACGUGAGCUUCUGAGUGGGAAACAAGUGGACACCCCGCAAGAGGCGCUUACUGUCAUUGACAUUGUAUUGAGGGAGCUUGCAGCUCAGAGCUUCGUGUCAAUUGGGAGGUUUCUCUAUUCUCCGGAUUUAAGAAAACCACAGCAGUUAGGUGGUGGUCUGGAAUCAUGGCGCGGCAUCUACCAAAGUAUAAGGCCUACUCAGAUGGGAUUGUCCCUUAAUAUUGACAUGUCAUCAAUGGCUUUUAUUGAACCACUCCCUGUAAUUGACUUUGUUGCUCAAAUUUUGGGAAAAGACGUGCUCUCAAAGCCACUGUCAGAUGCAGAUCGUGUCAAGAUUAAGAAAGCCUUAAGAGGUGUGAAAGUCGAAGUUACACAUAGAGGAAGUUUUCGAAGGAAGUACAGAAUUACAGGAUUGACAUCACAACCUACAAGGGAACUCAAUUUCCCUGUCGACGAGAAAAUGAACAUGAAAUCAGUGGUUGAUUACUUUCAAGAAAUGUAUGGAUAUACUAUUAUAUAUUCUCAUCUACCCUGCCUUCAAGUAGGAAGUCAAAAGAAGGUGAACUAUUUGCCUAUGGAGGCAUGUAAGAUAGUUGGAGGUCAGAGAUAUACAAAAGGACUUAACGAAAAGCAGAUAACUUCUCUGCUGAAGGUCUCAUGCCAGAGACCACGUGAACAAGAGACAGACAUUCUACAGACACUUCAAGAAAAUAAUUAUGAGUAUAAUCCCUAUGUAAAGGAGUUUGGUAUCAGCAUUGACAACAAACUUGCAUCAGUUGAAGCUCGGGUUCUUCCUGCUCCAUGGUUGAAAUAUCACGACACUGGAAGAGAGAAAGAACACUUGCCACAAGUUGGUCAAUGGAACAUGAUGAACAAGAAAGUUAUAAACGGAAGCACUGUAAGAUAUUGGGCAUGUAUCAAUUUCUCACGAAGUAUCCAAGAAAUUGCUCGCGGGUUUUGCCAACAGUUGGUUCAAAUGUGCCAAAUCUCAGGCAUGGAAUUUAGUCUAGAUCCUGUGAUUCCUAUAUACACAGCAAGACCUGAUAUGGUAAAGAAAGCCUUGAAGUACGUACAUUCUGCUGUGCGAGAUAAACUUGGUGGGAAAGAACUAGAGUUGUUGAUUGCCAUUCUUCCAGACAACAAUGGCUCUCUGUAUGGUGAUCUCAAAAGAAUCUGCGAAACAGAUCUGGGGUUGAUUUCUCAGUGCUGUCUUUCAAAACACGUGUUCAAGAUCAAUAGACAGUAUCUGGCAAAUGUGGCCUUAAAGAUCAAUGUCAAGUUGGGAGGAAGGAACACAGUACUUUUGGAUGCCUUGAGUUGGAGGAUCCCAUUGGUUAGUGACAUUCCAACAAUAAUUUUCGGAGCUGAUGUGACUCAUCCAGAAUCUGGAGAGGACCCUUGUCCAUCCAUUGCUGCUGUUGUAGCCUCCCAGGACUGGCCGGAAGUAACAAAGUAUGCAGGAUUAGUAUGUACUCAGCCUCAUCGUGAGGAACUCAUUCAAGAUCUUUUUAAAUGUUGGAAGGAUCCUCAUCAUGGUGUAGUUUAUGGUGGCAUGAUCAGAGAGCUGUUACUCUCGUUUAAGAAGGCAACUGGACAAAAACCACUGAGAAUAAUAUUUUACAGGGAUGGCGUAAGUGAAGGACAAUUCUACCAGGUUUUGUUGUAUGAGCUUGAUGCCAUUCGUAAGGCUUGUGCAUCUUUGGAACCGAGUUACCAACCUCCGGUAACAUUUGUUGUGGUUCAGAAACGGCAUCACACCAGACUAUUCUCAAACAAUCAUGACGACAGAAACAGCACUGAUAAGAGUGGGAAUAUCUUACCUGGUACCGUGGUGGAUUCCAAGAUCUGUCAUCCGACGGAAUUCGAUUUCUAUUUAUGCAGUCAUGCUGGAAUUCAGGGUACAAGUAGACCAGCUCAUUAUCAUGUUCUGUGGGACGAGAACAAUUUCAGUGCUGAUGAGAUUCAAUCUCUGACCAACAACUUGUGCUACACAUAUGCAAGAUGUACUCGAUCUGUUUCUGUAGUGCCUCCUGCGUACUAUGCUCACUUGGCAGCAUACAGAGCUCGUUUCUACAUGGAACCAGAUGUUCAUGAGAUUGGUAAAUCUCGAGGUGGUAGAUCAAAAGAUGAGUCAGUUCGGCCACUACCAGCUCUGAAAGAGAAGGUGAAGAAUGUGAUGUUUUACUGUUGAAUGAGAAGCGAUAGAGAGACUUCCACGUAGAGAAACAGCAGCAUAUGUAGGAAAAGGAAAUUGAAAUUAAUACAAGAUGUACAACCUAACCUGCUCAUAAUUCAUAAUUCUCUGCAUGGAAUUUUUUGACCAAGUCUAGGUUGUUUUUCAGUCUUUCUAGUGCUUAGGGAAGCUUAUUAUGUAGAAAUUACUCGUAUAUCGGUUUUCGAGCUUCAGAGCAUGUGCUGGUGGAAUUACCUUAUAUUUUAACAUGAAGUGAAAAAAGGUCUAAAAAUAGUGAAAUUGUUAAGCACUAUUGUUUGGACUAAACACUAUAAGUUCAUACUCCAAUCCUUUUAUAA